UGACUAGAUAAGGAGACCACGAAGAUAUAAAUAUACCACCCGGUGCUCUACGGAUCAUUCACAACAGUGACGGAGCACAGUGGUUUAGUGUUGCGUUGAAAAUUUUAUUCGUAGCAAUAAACUAAUAAAAUGGCACCAGAAAUCAAAUAUACCAAGAUCUUCAUCGAUAACCAAUGGGUUGACGCGAAAAGUGGCAAAACCUUCGACACCUACUACCCCCAUGAUGGCUCCGUCAUUGCGAAGGUUGCGGAAGGAGAUAAGGCGGACAUAGACGCAGCAGUUGACGCGGCGAAGCGCGCGUUCCACCGUAACUCGGAAUGGAGACAGUUAGAUGCGUCACAGAGGAGACUCACCCUCGACAAGUUUGCAGGCUUGUUGGCUCGCGAUGCGGAUUACCUCGCCCAGCUGGAGUCUUACAACAACGGCAUGGUUCUGACUAUGGCCAAGAUGAUGGCGCACUCAGCUGUCAACUUUACCAAAUACUUCGCCAGCCUGGCCGACAAGUUCCAAGGAAACACUAUUCCUGCAGACGGUGCUGUCUUCUCCUACACACUGAAGCAGCCGGUUGGAGUAUGCGGCCUGAUCCUGCCCUGGAACGCGCCUAUGUUGAUGUUCAUCUGCAAAGCUAUCCCUGCUUUAGCUGCCGGAUGCACAGUGGUGGUUAAGCCAGCAGAGCAGACACCACUGACAGCGUUGGCUCUUGGCGCGCUACUGGCCGAGGCAGGCGUGCCCGCCGGCGUGGUCAACAUCGUCCCCGGGUUUGGACCCGGCGCUGGAUCCUCCCUCACACACCACGCUAAAGUCUCCAAGAUCUCCUUCACUGGCUCUAUGGAGGUAGGGAAGAUAAUCCAGCAAGCAGCCGGAGCGGUGAACCUGAAGAGGAUCACCCUCGAACUGGGAGGCAAAAGUCCUCUGGUCAUUAUGAACGAUGCUGAUUUGGCUGCGGCUGUGCCAUACGCGGGGCGUGCUGUCUUCGCAAUGUCAGGACAAGUGUGCAUCGCUGCGUCGAGACUAUACGUCCAGUCAGGCAUAUACGACGAGUUCGUGAAAAGAGCUGCGGAAUUUGCGAAGGCUAUUAAGGUUGGAGACCCAACCGACCCCACUACUCAACAAGGUCCUCAGACUGAUGAGCCUACGAUGAGUAAAGCCUUGGGAUACAUUGAGAAGGGUAAGGCGGAAGGUGCUAAGCUACUUGUGGGUGGCAAGCGAAUUGGCAACAAGGGAUACUACAUCGAACCGACUGUAUUCGCUGAUGUCAAGGAUAACAUGUCCAUUGCUACAGAUGAGAUCUUCGGCCCUGUGCAAAGCAUCCUAAAGUUCGACACCCUUGAGGAAGUGAUCGACCGUGCCAACAACACCAACUACGGUCUCGCUGCUGGCAUCUUCACCACCAACAUCAACUCUGCCCUGCAGUUCAGCAAAUAUGUUGAAGCCGGCACUGUCUGGGUUAACGACUACAUGACUUUAGCGCCACAAACACCAUUUGGAGGUUUCAAGGAUUCCGGACUUGGUCGCGAAUAUGGUCGUGACUGCCUAGAUGCGUACCUAGAAGUAAAAACCGUUACUAUUAAUCUUCCUAAGAAGAUUUAAGUUUCAGUCAUUAGAAAGAUUGAAUUACUUAGGACUGAAUUUAAAAUAAGUUUUAAGUGUACUUACUGUAUUAUAUUGUUUUCUUAAUAAUAAACCUAUUGUUAAAUAA
Molecule: messenger RNA, 1699 nt
Organism: Pectinophora gossypiella (pink bollworm)
Lineage: Eukaryota; Metazoa; Arthropoda; Insecta; Lepidoptera; Gelechiidae
Product: aldehyde dehydrogenase 1A1-like
Exons: 11
Coding region: 130-1590 (486 amino acids)
Molecular function (GO): aldehyde dehydrogenase (NAD+) activity
Source: RefSeq, a predicted model, not a curated record